Molecule: messenger RNA, 1858 nt
Organism: Ixodes scapularis (black-legged tick)
Lineage: Eukaryota; Metazoa; Arthropoda; Arachnida; Ixodida; Ixodidae
Gene: Ns1
Product: guanine nucleotide-binding protein-like 3 homolog
Exons: 15
Coding region: 142-1818 (558 amino acids)
Cellular component (GO): nucleolus
Molecular function (GO): GTP binding
Source: RefSeq, a predicted model, not a curated record
CCAAAAUCCAAUCCAAUCCACAGAGGACUCGUGUUGCUCAGGUUUCAGGUGUUACUCGUGUCAACUCGUGUGCUGUGUGGGAUUGUUGUCGCGGCGUUUUGUGUUUUCGGGCGCGUGCCCCACGAACUUCCCCUUUCAGACAUGCCCAAAAUCAGUAAAAAGCAGAGCAAACGGGUGCCAUGUCGUCAACGUUACAAGGUGGAGAAAAAGGUCCGACAGCAUCUGAAGAAGAAACGCCGGGAGGCCAAGAAAAACCCAACUCACCACAAGGCCAAGGACCCGGGGAUCCCGAACAGCCUGCCCUUCAAGGAGGAGAUCCUGAAGGAGGCGCAGGUGCUGCACCGGCGGCAGGAGGAGCUGAGGAAGGAGACGCGGCAGCGGCAGAAGGAGGGCCGCCAGCAGCUCAUGAUGAGCAACAGGGACCUCGGGGACGUGCGCCAGGACGCCGAGAAGCGGGCUGCAGAGUUUGAGGGCCUGAGCUUGCUGAAGGAGCACCUGCAGAACACCAACCAGGGCCACCUGCUCAAGGAGCUCAAUGCCAAGUGCCACUACCAGGAGUUCAGGAAGGUGGUGGAGGGAGCGGACGUGGUGCUGGAGGUGCUGGAUGCGAGGGACCCCCUGGGCACCCGCAGUCCCCAGCUGGAGCAGUACGUGCUGGCCAAGCGCAAGCGCCUGGUCCUCGUCCUCAACAAGAUCGACCUGAUUCCCCGGGAGAACCUGGAGCGCUGGCUGAAGCACCUGAGGAACGAGCUUCCCACCCUGGCCUUCAAGGCGUCCACCCAGAGUCAGAGGAACAACCUGUCGCACAACCGGUCCUGGAACCUGUCCAAGGUGCCCGAGGGCCUGGGCCAGUCCAGCCGCUGCCUGGGGGCCAGCCUGCUGAUGAAGAUGCUGGGCAACUACUGCCGCAACCAGGGCAUCCAGACCUGCAUCACCGUCGGGGUUGUCGGCUACCCGAACGUGGGCAAGAGCAGCAUAGUGAACAGCCUGAAGCGGUCACGGGCGUGCACGGUGGGAGCCGUCCCCGGAGUCACCAAGGUGAUGCAGAAGGUGCAGCUGGACAAGCACGUGUCCCUGCUGGACAGCCCCGGAGUGGUGAUGGCCGCCCAGGGGGCCUCCCAGGCCUCGGUGGCCCUGCGCAACGCCAAGAGGCCAGAAGACCUGGAGGACCCCGUGGGACCCGCUUCCUCCAUCCUCCGCAGGGCCUCCAAGGACCAGUUCAUGCUGCACUACCGGCUGCCGGACUUCUCCACCCCGGAGGAGUGCUUCUCCCUGCUGGCCAAGCGCAUGGGCCUGCUGCGUAAGGGCGGCCUGCCCAACCCCAUUGCGGCUGCAAAGCGCAUCCUUACAGACUGGAACUGUGGGCGCAUCAAGUACUACACGGAGCCCCCGGCCAUGGACCAGCAGACGACGCACCUGGCAGCCGAGAUUGUGCAGACCAUGGCCAAGGAGUUUGACAUUGCCUCCUUGGAGCAGGAGGAGAAGAUGGAGCUUGAAGCCGUUCGCGUGGUUAAGCCCACCGACGCCGUCGUCAUGGAGUCUGCCGGCACGGCGGUGAUCGUGUUGGAUGGCCAGGACACCUCCAUGGAGACCGACCAGGAGCCGGAGGGGAAGUUCACGGUGAAGAUGGGCCGGGGCCGGAAGAAGCAGCAGCCGGCAAAAGCGGGCAAGGCGGACGAGGCAUUGCCGGUGCUCGACCAGCAGAACAAGGCUCGCCGCAAGGAGUUUAAGAAGCAGAUCAAGAAGCGCAAGCGCAACGAGAAAGUGGCCACCACGCUGGCAAACUCCCUGGAGUCUGCCCUGUCUUCGCUCGCCUGACCACACGCCCGAAAUAAAAACUAGAGGUGAAUCACAACCA